Molecule: messenger RNA, 3062 nt
Organism: Mya arenaria
Lineage: Eukaryota; Metazoa; Mollusca; Bivalvia; Myida; Myidae
Exons: 3
Coding region: 94-2379 (761 amino acids)
Source: RefSeq, a predicted model, not a curated record
UCAAAUUAAUUAAUGUCAUUUUGUUGAAUAAGUUAUGGCUAAGAGGCAUAAUAAUGGAUACGUAUUGUUUUCUCUCGCCAAAUUGUUCAUUUAAUGGAUAUAAAUAAUUCAGGACAGAGCAUCAAAACACUCGAAGGCACAAAAGAACGAGGAAACCUUUUGUUACAAAUCUUUAUACAAAAAUUAGACAACGAUAUAAUUGAGCACAUGGCUAGUAUUCUCCUAGACUUGGAUGACAUCGCUUAUAUAGAUGACAGUAUAGAAAACAUAGCAGAUAUAGAAAACGAAGAAAGGGCAUCUGCUAGGAAACGGAACACUUUAGUGGGCGAUCACAUUGAAGUAAACUUAAAUCAAACUCAUAUACAUGAGCUCCGAAGAGACAGAAGGGAAAAUCAAAGUGCAAAAAAUGCUUUGAGGAAGGAGCCAGACAAGCAUUUAGGUAAACUGAUUCAAUGUCCUGAACAAGAGAGAUCACUGAGGGAACUAAGAAGUGAGAGAGCAAAGCUACUGAAGAAAGUGGAAAGUGCUGCAAAGAAACCAGGAGAAGAGAGUCCAAGGUUGCAGAAGAAGGCAGACAAAUUGUCAACGAAAAGAGAAGAAAACAGUUUAAGUGAAGAAAACAGUUUCAGUCUCAUUAAGAGAUUGGGAAAUCAGACAAAGACAACAGAUUCUGUUCCGAAGCAAGAAGAAAACAAAUUACAAAUGGCAAACAGUAGUGACAAAGAAAACAGUGAUGACAGGGCAGAGAGAAGGAAUAACAAAAACACCUCUAAAGAGCAGGAUGAAGGUUGUCCUAAGAAACUCCUUGAACCAAACGAGGAUGGAAAAUUUCACAGACAGGACAAUUUGGAAUCUUUCAAAGACACUGAUAAAAUUCUACCGAAAAUGACAAAAGUAAAUUGUAGUAAAGUUAGCCCAACAGAAGAGAAGGCAAGAUUCUUUGUGUUUCCAUCUACUGCUGAUUAUCUUAGUCUGGGAGACACAAGUGAAACAACUCCAGCCCAGUACUCAGAGGAUGAGACUGAUUCCAAAUAUCAAAGGCUUCUGUCAGACAGUUCAAAUUCUGAAGGAUUUGCGUCAGAAAUAAGGAGGUAUACAAGAAGACCUCAAACUGUAGGCAAAACAGGGAGCAAGAAAGGGAAACGAAAAAAUCCCUAUAAUGUUAAGCCAGAGGAUAUACAAAAUGCUAUUGCAGCAUCAACAUGUAAGACAAUGGAGAUUAAGAUUGUUGUAACUGAUGAGGAAGGUAUCGACAAGGUCCAUGCUGGUGAAGGAACAAGUAAAAGUACUUCUAAGUCUAGCAGCUUAAGACUUAGCACAACGACCUCAGAAGCAACUACUCCUAUUUCUCCGUCGCAAGAAUCAAAGUCAUCAGGGUCAUUUAAUAAUUAUCUGCGGCAACUUUCGGAGGAGAAUGUAGGAAAAAAGGGAAAUAAUCUACUUCUUCAGCAAGAACUGUACAGGCAGCAGAAUGCUAAACCGUUUCAGAAAUUCUCAAAAUAUAAAUCUGGCCUAUAUCAGAUCGGCAUCGAAGGCGAUUCUAAACAAAGCUAUGUGAAAUCAAUGACUUUACUACCUGAUAAUCGAUUCGUCAUUUUUGACAAAAAUAACAAGUGCCUCAAACUUUUUGACCAUGAAUUCAAUCCAUUAGACAAAAUGAACAUCAAUGUGAAGUACUGUGGAUUAGCAGCAGUUCAAAAUUGCACAGUGGCUGCGUCCAUGCCCGAACUAAAGCGCCUACAACUAUUUUCGUGUCAUCCACAAACAAACAAAAUCAGUCGCGAAAAGACACUGCCAUUUGAGGCAGAAAUCUACGCAAUUGCUCACUACGACACCAAGCUCUACAUGUUACAACGAGUUAGAAAACACCACCUUACUGAAGCAGACGACUGGGUGGUUAAAAAGUUUCACCUAACUGGUGAGAGUGGUGAAUUGCCGACCAUACGCACGUUCAGUCCCGGUCACAAGGACUGUUCCCUGCUGGCCAACAAAAAUGGCCUGUAUCUGACAAACAGGAUCGAGAAUGAGGUCCUUCUGCUAGGGCAUGAUGGGACAUUCAAAUACAGGCAUAAGGUGGAGUAUGCCUUACCGACUGGCAUUACAGACGACAAGAUCGGUAACAUCUAUGUCUGCGGAGGAUCAUGGACGUCUUUUAUCGAGAUUAUCAAACCUGACCUACGGAAGUACCGCGUUAUCUACAAUAAAACGUCCACUUCUCCAGUGGCCAUGUGCUUUGAUAAAGAGAAGAGCUAUCUGUACGUCGCUGAUAAGAUCCACAUGAACAUUCUACAAUACGAGAUCGAACAUACCGGAACAGUUCAGGGACUGAUGAAGUCACUUCUGAUUGGUCCAAGUCCCACUCCUACUAACAGCUCAUAACAUUAUAUUCAUUUUCUCCCAAAAUGCUCAUGAAUAAGAAAUUGCAUUUUCGUUUCAUAUUUUAUUAAGGACGUGGCUGCUUAUGGGAGCUUUUUUUUUUCAAAAAAAAUAAGGGAGCUCUGUUACUUAUUCCAGUUAUCUUUAACCUUUUUUAUCUUUCAAUGCUGUAGAUAUAAAAGAUACACAAAAAAUAUAAACAUGUCCAAUGAAUUACUUGAAAAGGCAUCGCAAUUUUCAAUGUUCCCAUCAAUUUUGUUUGUGUGAAUUACUAUGCAAUAUUUCUGGAAGAAUUUAGAUGCAACAUAACUAGAAUACAUAAACUGUAAAAAGCUGAAGUAUACAAUUGUACAUGUUAUACAUGAAUAUAGUGUGUAUCACAAUAAAUCAAAUAAACUAAUGCUAUAAAUGUACAAAUUGUAACAUAUGCAAGAAACAUAUCAUGAAAAUAAUCUCAUUUAAAAUUAUGCAGGUGCUUUUUACUAUUCAGUUAUGCAGAUGCUCAAAACGUUGAUCGAUAUUUUGAAUAAUAUAUGUAUUUAAUGUAUAUAUAUAUUCAUAUUUAGAUUAGUGUGUACACUAUUUCAUUGUAUAUUUCUAUUCUUGCACAUGUUUUUCAAUCCUUUAUAUAAAUACUAUGCACAUCAUUGAAUGACCACACAUAUUGUCCUUCUUUAAAAAAUUCU